This is a messenger RNA of Ostertagia ostertagi, 957 nucleotides long. Lineage: Eukaryota; Metazoa; Nematoda; Chromadorea; Rhabditida; Trichostrongylidae. The record is from the annotation of a GenBank genome assembly.
AUGACAUCGUACAGCGCAACGACUUCCGAGGAGGAUUGCACAAUUUACGAAGCCUUGGAUUUGCUUGAAAAUACUUACAAGGUUAAUAUGAACAUUAUCUCGCCCAUCAUCUGGGGAGAGGAAUCAGUUGAAAUCUAUAAAAAACGGGGCCAGUUUGGUGGAACUCUUAAUCGUACUACUCCGGAACAGGUACUGGAACUUCUAGAUGGUUUGCGUAUGUGGAAGACUGUCCUGAAUCAUUCGAGGCCAGUAAUGACUGACGUGGAUGGCGAGAUUCAUGACAGCAAAGUCCUCUACGAUGUUCGAUUCCUUCUUCGGUUAUUCUUGAGCAUGAUGCACCCAGGGUCAGAGUUGAAAUACCGCCCAUUCGUGGAGCGAAACGGAUUGGCUCUGGCGUUUUCAUGCACUUCAUCGAAGGACGUCACCAUUCGCAAGCUGGCUUACUGUGUCUUGCAGAAGUUCUUGUCCUUGCUGCAUGAACUCGACAUUGAUACAGCUGCUGAUCGCUAUAAAAAUCUUUAUGUCUACUUGCUACGAGUUUUCAAACAAAGUAUUGAAACGGAAGCGCCGAGAUUACCUCACAUGGUGUCGCACUUUUUUGCUCGAGUUUCAAAACUCAUUAUUCACCCGGAGUCGCCAGUGUAUACAGCUGUCCUCUCUUUCCUCAUUUUGAAACCUGUCAUUGACCUGAACAACGUCCCAGAAAUUUAUAAAAUGCUACUCAGCUCAUCGACAGAUUACCAUAAGCAAGAACGUGAGUGGAUGUUGACGCUGAUUUUGGAAGGUCUUAUCGAGCCAUUGGAUUACAACGUACUUCAAAAUCGUUCUGGUAUUAAACUGUUACUGGCGUUAUUCCCAACUUGUAUGAUUGAUAUGGUAUCUCGUCGUCUGAUUCUUAGUAUUCUGAAAGCAGCAGUGCAAAUGCCAUCCGUUGCACACGACUUGUUCUAUAGAUGA